CGCCGGCGGGAGGGCGCCACGCACAUCGCCGCAGCGGCUGUCCCCGCGGGCGGGGACUGAGCCUGUCGCCGAGCCGCGGAGCCACCGGACAGGCCGAGCCGCUGAGCACCCGCGCUGAGCCCUGACUCUAUGGCCCCCGGGGAGCGCGCCGGAGUCACCGCGCCACCCACCACCAGCAGGAAUCUCAGCGCCAGCGGGAGGAAGAGGGGAGCCCUGGGCGCCGCCGGCCCGCGGCCCCCGCCCCUGCCGCGGGGCAUGGGAGGCAGGUAGCCGGCUCGCGCGAGGGCACCGCCGUGGGCAGGACCCGCCGACGAUCGCGAAGCCGGGAGAGGGAGGAGAGGAGCGGCCCGCCCGCCCCCGGUCGCAGCUCCAGCAGGGCCCUCCCCUGGCGGCGCGCACCCGCGCGCGCACACACACUUGCACACCUUACCUCGGCUCCUGCCCAGCCUCGCCUGACCCCCGCCAGAGCAGAACCCCUUGGGGCCGGAUGCCAUGGGCAACAACUUCUCCAGCAUCCCUUCUCUGCCGCGAGGAAACCCGAGCCGGGCGCCGCGGGGCCACCCCCACAACCUCAAAGACUCCAUUGGGGGCCCCUUCCCCGUCGCCUCUCACCGAUGCCACCACAAACAGAAGCACUGCCCCCCAGUGCUGUCCAGCGGGGGGCUCCCGACCACGCCACUGCUCUUCCACCCCCACACCAAGGGCUCCCAGAUCCUCAUGGACCUCAGCCACAAGGCUGUCAAGAGGCAGGCCAGUUUCUGCAACGCCAUCACCUUCAGCAACCGCCCGGUGCUCAUCUAUGAGCAAGUUAGGCUGAAGAUCACCAAGAAGCAGUGCUGCUGGAGCGGGGCCCUGCGGCUGGGCUUCACAAGCAAGGACCCGUCCUGCAUCCACCCGGACUCGCUGCCCAAGUAUGCCUGCCCUGACCUGGUGUCCCAGAGUGGCUUCUGGGCCAAGGCCCUGCCUGAGGAGUACGCCAGUGAAGGUAACAUCAUCGCUUUCUGGGUGGACAAGAAAGGUCGAGUCUUCUACCGCAUCAACGACUCGGCUGUCAUGCUCUUCUUCAACGGAGUCCGCGCGACUGACCCACUCUGGGCCCUGGUGGACGUUUAUGGCCUCACUCGGGGCGUCCAGCUGCUGGACAGCGAGCUGGUGCUGCCCGACUGCCUGCGGCCGCGCUCCUUCACGGCGCUGCGGCGGCCGUCGCUGCGGCGGGAGGCGGACGACGCGCGCCUCUCCGUGAGCCUGUGCGACCUCAACGUGCCGGCCACCGAGGGCGACGACAGCACUCCGGCCUCGGGCUGCCCGAUCCCGCAGAACUCGCUCAACUCGCAGCACAGCCGCGCGCUGCCCGCACAGCUCGACGGCGACCUGCGCUUCCACGCGCUGCGCGCCAGUGCGCACAUCCGCAUCCUGGACGAGCAGACGGUGGCGCGCCUGGAGCACGGGCGCGACGAUCGCGCGCUCGUCUUCACCAGCCGGCCCGUGCGCGUGGCCGAGACCAUCUUCGUCAAGGUCACGCGCUCGGGCGGCGCGCGGCCCGGCGCGCUCUCCUUUGGUGUCACCACGUGUGACCCCGGCACGCUGCGGCCGGCUGACGUACCCUGCAACUCCGAGGCCCUGGUGGACCGCAAGGAGUUCUGGGCCGUGAGCCGUGUCCCCGGGCCCCUGCACAGCGGCGACAUCCUGGGCCUGGUGGUCAACGCAGAUGGCGAGCUGCACCUGAGCCACAAUGGCGCCGCCGCGGGCAUGCAGCUGUACGUGGACGCCUCGCAGCCUCUCUGGAUGCUCUUCGGCCUGCACGGCGCCAUCACACAGGUCCGCAUCCUCGGCUCUACCAUCCUGGCCGAGCGGGGUGUCCCAUCUCUCCCCUGCUCCCCUGCCUCCACACCAACCUCACCCAGCGCCCUGGGCAGCCGCCUCUCUGACCCCCUGCUCAGCACAUGCAGCUCUGGGCAUCUGGGUGGUUCUUCUGGUGGUGAGUACACUAGUCUUUCAGUUCCACACCUGUGUCACAACUUCCUUCCUUCCCUCCCUCCCUCCGCCUUCCCUCCUUUCCUUCCUUUCCUCCCUCCCUCCUUCUUUCCCUCCUUCU
Molecule: messenger RNA, 2095 nt
Organism: Castor canadensis (American beaver)
Lineage: Eukaryota; Metazoa; Chordata; Mammalia; Rodentia; Castoridae
Source: RefSeq, a predicted model, not a curated record